GCAUUGGGUAGAUGGCGUUGGUUAUGAUGUGUGUUAUGAAAAGUUGUGGUAAAGCAUGUGGAUUGUUCUCUCACCAGUCAUCUGUUUAUUUAUUAACGGAAGCUAAAGUCAGUAUAUUUGUGGCAGUGACAGGAAGAGUUAUAGUUCGUGUGCACCCAGCUUGCUUUAAAAUCCUAAAAGACUUACAUGCCAAUUUUAAUUGUUACAAUUUUGGAAAUAGUAAUAAAUGCAAAUUGUUUUUUUGGCCAUUACAAGGAAUUUACAGAUUUUCGUGUGAAGCUAUUUUGAAAUUUGAAUCACUUAAAAUAAAGGAGACAAAUAUGGCAGGUGUUAAAACUGAACCACAUUUAGAAGUUGAAUUAAAGUUUAACCAAGAAAAAGAAACAACAGUGAACAGUGAAACUUCCUUCUGUGUUAGUGUUGGUACUCAGUGUGAAGAAACAAAAGACAGUGAGUCCAUUGUUGUCAUGAAAUUUUCGUGCUCAGAUUCUGAAGAUGCAGUUGCAGGGGAGCAGGAGAACUCACAAAUGGAUUUGAUGGAAGGAGCAGAAAUGGACGAAGCUGCAGAUCGGGGAGGCUGGACGCAUGAAAGUUCCUCAGAUAUGGAGUUCAAAGUUCACCACGCGGAAAUCAAGGUCGUGGAGAAGGACAAAGCUGCGGGGGGAGAUAGCAGUAAACUUGGCGGUUGUGAGAAGCGGAAGGCCGAAGAUGGGGAGCCUAACAAGGAUCUUAAAAAGGCAAAAUUGGAGACGAAGGCUCUGAAAGCGAAGAGGCCUGGGUUCACGGAUGACCGCUACAAUGAAACUUCCUACUACAUUGAAAAUGGUUUGAGAAAAGUGUAUCCAUAUUACUUCACUUUUACAACAUUCACAAAAGGUCGUUGGGUUGGAGAGAAGAUUCUUGAUGUGUUUGCAAGAGAAUUUCGAGCACAUCCUGCUGAAGAAUAUGAGCGGUGCAUUCGUGCAGGAACGCUGACCGUAAACUAUGAGAAGGUUGAUGUUGACUACCGUCUGAAACACAAUGACCUGCUGGCCAAUAUUGUGCACAGACAUGAGACCCCAGUCCUAGCAAAACCCAUCAAGCUAAUUCAUGUAGAUGAAGACAUUGUGGUGCUGGAUAAACCGUGUUCUCUUCCGGUCCACCCUUGCGGGCGUUACCGCCACAACACUGUGGUCUUCAUUCUGGCCAAGGAGUAUAAUCUGAAGAAUCUUCGAACCAUCCACCGGCUAGACCGCCUGACUUCUGGCCUCUUACUCUUUGGACGUACUCCCAAAAAGGCCCGAUCUAUGGAACAUCAAAUUCGUAACCGCCAGGUGCAGAAGGAGUAUGUGUGUAGAGUUGAAGGGGAAUUUCCCAGUGAGGUGAUAGAGUGCCAAGAACCAAUUGAAGUGGUGAGCUACAAGAUAGGAGUCUGCAAAGUGUCACCCAAAGGAAAGACAUGUACCACAACGUUCCAGAAGCUUGGUUAUAAUGGCAAGACAAGCAUCAUAUCAUGUAAGCCCCACACAGGGAGGAUGCACCAAAUCAGAGUUCAUCUCCAGUAUUUAGGGUAUCCAGUGGUAAAUGAUCCACUGUAUAAUCACACAGUCUUUGGUCCUGAGAAGGGGAGAGGGGGGAACAUAGGCAAGACAGACGAGGAGCUCAUUCGGGACCUCAUAAACAUCCACAAUGCAGAGAAUUGGCUUGGCAUGGAUGGAGAUUCAGAACUUAGCAUGUUCAAGCCCCUCAAGGGAGACAUGGAUGAUGGGCUCAACUCAUUGUCAGGAAAAGGCAGUGAAGUAGGAAUGGCAGAUGAUGAUGGGGACAUCAGCCGAGAAGCAUCGCCGUGUGAUGAGUCAUGUGAGAAUGAUAUGGUGGGGAAUGUUAGUCAUCAGGAAGAAUCUCUUGCUUCAGUGGUAUCUGAAAGUACUCCUGUUGUGUGUCGGACAAAUAAAGUGACGGUGGCUACACAGACAGGCCAUGAAGCACCGGACUUAGCAUUCAACCCCGACAAAAUGACUACAGAUAAACACUGCUAUGAAUGUAAAGUGCGUUAUAGAGACCCAAAGCCUAGAGACCUCGUCAUGUACCUGCAUGCGUGGAAAUACAAGGGUCCAGGCUGGUCGUACGAGACAGAGCUACCUGAUUGGGCAAGAGUAGACUGGACAGAGCAAGAUGACUGAGCCGUGACUUGUGGUGUGAAACAUCAUAACACCCAUCCAUACAGACAACUAUGUAUAGGGUCCAACAACCAAUUAAAGAACAUACAGCUAGCAUUUCAUAAUGAUGAAGUCCUUCUUGCAAAUGACACUGCUAGUGUAAGAUCUGAGGUUUUCAGAGCAGUGGUUGUGAAUAGUUCUAUCUUCCAGACUACACAGGAUAUAUCUGGGAUAUAUCCCAGAAGACAGAACUUUCUGAUGCUGCUGAUGUUUCAUAUUUAUAAAAGUCACAGAGUUUUUAUUGAAUGGUGUAAGAUUUUAGGGAAUGUUAAAUUUUGAAGUCAUGCACUUUAUGGAAAGAAACAGACAAAAUACAGGUCUGUUUUCAAGCUCGUAAAAAAAUCAUAACCAUCUGUCACUUGAAAUUAUGCAAGACAGACAAACAGAACCAACAGUCUGUCUGUCAGAAGUAAAGGUAGGGUGGCCACCACCAAAAGUAGUGCUCUCCAGUUGCAUAUAAACAGGCUCAUCACUGCAUGAAAUAUAGCUACAGUUUAAUAUAUACUACAAUUUUACAUACCAUUGAUUGAAUAUAGCUAGUUUACUGUGGUUCAUAUUUUUCUUUCUGAAACAUAUCUCUAAUGCCAAUCCAGCCUUCUUAUGAAAAUCUCCCACCACUUCCUUUGACAUGGUUCUUAGCAGGACCAGUAUAGCUGUUACAAUAUUAAAUUGACAGGUGGCCACCCUAGGUUUAUGCAGCAUGUGGCACUGGUGCCUGACUGUUUAUGGGAACAUACUCAUUGGUAAAUGCAGAGGUGAAAGUUAAAAUUACAUAUCAUAACCUGGAACUAAAUUGUUGUCCAAUAUGCACCAAAAGGUACAGUGAAAACAAAUGGAGUAACGUUUUAAAUUAUGCUUUUAAUCCAUAAUGUUUUUAUACACAUUGGAAUAGAUUUACAUACAUAUAAGGUGUGUUGUAACCUUUUGUGACAGUAGUUUUCUUAUGGCAGGUACAUAAGAAGUGCGUAUUUUCUUUAGGUGGUGAUAUUGCUAUGCUGGAAGUUCCUUAUGGUAAAGUAUUGACUUUUAAAUUUCCCCUCUGCAGUUUAACCAGUCUUAUAAAUGUAAGUGCUGUAUAUUUUCUGUGAUGAUUUAAGAGGGGAUGGUUUCCUAGGUGAUGUAUUCUCUUGACAAGUGCACAAGAAAAUGAAUGAAUGACAAGGUGUAUAACAUAUGAGCUUCCCCCUCGGCCUUGCGUUUAUAAAUAACAUUACAUUUUACAGUAGAAUUACAGACUGUGCCUUGGAAAUGUGUGUCUUUUUUUUAUUUCAGAAUUAGAUAACCACACAUUCUUACCCCUUGUAUACCACACAUAUAGUUGCUUGCUUUGUGACUGUAAUUGUGUAUUUAUGUUGGAUUGUUAAUAUAUUCAGGCUCAAUUGGAAAUUCGUACUUCCCUACAGUCCACGUUUUUUAACCCUUACCUGUAUUUUUGUAUUAGUCUGGUCCAUCCCCUCUUCUUAAAAAAUUAUGAUUUAUGAUUCCUUAGUUUGGAAGGAAACCUAUGAUGAUUUACACUGAAAAUAAAUGCAAGUUGCUUAUGAAUUCAUUUCAAGAAGCUUGUAUGACAGGCAGUAGAUGGCAGGAAUUCCCACAUUAGGACAGAACUCACAGUAGGACUGAUAUUGAUACCUGAGUGAGAAUGUUUUUCAUUUGUUUAUAGCAUAAAGUGUUCUGUAUUGAUAACAUACUGUGAGGCCAUCUACUGAUUGUGAUAUAAACAACAAAAAGUAUGCUUAAUCAAAUCCCACAUAGAAAAUUUCUGAUUGUGAGUCUGAAUAUGUUAAGUGAUGUAUGGCUUUGUGAAUAAUUAACUGAAAUUAGUAUCAUAUUGGUGGCUGCCUUUCUUUCAUUUUACAUUUGAAAGACUUUGUAAGGGAUGCCUAUAUAUUGUGGUUAGCAUAGUAAACUAAAAAAUUAUCACACUGAAGUGAAUAGUUAAUGGAUACAUUGAUUUGUGUUGUAGUUGUUGAGUAUUGUUGUUGAAAAUCAAAGAAUCCAUGUUAUCAGUGACAAUACAAGGGAAACUCUACAUGAAAGUUCCCAUACAAAAGUGGUAGAACCUUUGUGAGGAAGAAGAAUGAUAAGAGGAAUUCAGUUUUCCUGUAAUUAUCUCUCUUUCCGUUUGAUAUAAAUGGCUGCAGAAUUCUGCAGGUAGAAUAUUUAAUAAGCUGUGCCACAAUUCAGACAUAUGAGCCAUAUAAUAUGUACAAUUUGAAAUUCAUUCCUUUUGGCCCCUCUGAAAGUAAUGUUCAGCAGUUACAAGUGAUAUAUGUUGAAUUUAUAUGCAAGAAGAAAGAGAUUUCUGAGUUAAGAAUGAUGUCUUAAAGUCAUAGGUAAAAAUAGCUUAUUUCAGUAACACAAAUUUUUAAUCAUUACUAGGAGAAUUGAAGCCAAAUUUCAAGAAAUAUGGUAAUUUGCACAUAACAUUUUUUUGUUUCCUAUGUCUUCCCUGAAGUAAACACUGAAACGUGUUUUAUUAUAGUUACGUUGUGCUUGAUAACCUUUAAUAAAUAAGUUCCCGUCAUCUCAGUAUGUACAUGAAUCAUUUUCAUUUACCAGUUGGCUGUAUGUAUAAUUUCUGUGUAAUAAUUUCAUUAAUCACCUACAGGAGGAACAGUCAUCAUCAUCAUCAUCAUCAUUUGACAUUUCCACCACUGUGGGUUAUCAUAUGACAAACCAUCUACAUUCUUUUCUGCCUCCUGUAAGCACUUAUUCGUAACUGUGCCCAUUCUUUCCCUAAUCCCAGUUGCCAAUAGAACGUCUCUUACUUGGUUUCUUAUCUUAUCCUUCAUCUCCUGCGUGAUCAUUCAUUCACCAUCUUGAUUUCUGAGACUGAGUCAUCCUGUUGUCAUCCAUGCAUAAAGUGUGUACUUAAUUUAGCCAACUUAUUCCUGUAGCAUUUCUCAGAUUGCGUUUAAUAUCCUGGUUUCAGAUAUUAUCCCUUUUUUGCUGUUGUUCAUUUUUUAAUACUAUAUGUAAACUGCAGCUUCUUGUAAUCUGUUGACAUAUCUCUUAGUACAGAAGGUAUAUCAGAAAUACAAGAGAGACCAGCCAGUAAGUUACAAUAUCUGGGAAUAUUCAGAGCGAAAAGUCUUUUUGUUAAUGUGUGAUGUACCUUUUCAUUCUCAGUUUUUCAGCACUAUUAACUUCUGAACAAUAAUUUCCAUGCUGUUUCAUAAAGUAGAAUAACACAAGAGAGAAUUAUGCCAAAGAGAAAAGGCGGAAAAUGUUGGAAAUUAAUUAUUUUGCAUAAUAAAGUCAAUUCUUAACAUGCAUGGAAUAUAUGUUAAGAGGAACCCCCAUUUAAAGUUUGUCUUGGGGACAGGAGUUACAUACCUUGAAUCAAGAAAUGUCUUAAAAUAGGGGUCAUAUGAAAUUUUAACUUACAUUUUAGUGUUCACAUCAAAUAUCUGCUUUAAUCUAACAAAAGAAUGAAGAAACAUGCAUUAAACAUCAUUAAAAAUAAAUACAAAUAUAGAAGGGCAACCUUAUGACUUCUAAUUAGAGUAACCAUACAAAAUGACUCAUAUAAAUAUAACUAAAAUGAACAAAUGGGCUUCUCCUUUUCUGAUCACAUCUAGUACAUCGCUUAUCGCCAGCUUCUUCCUUUUGUUAACCAUCACUAAUUCAGUUUUAAAAACUGACAAAUGAUGCGCACACAUUACGUGCAUACAUGAAUGUGAUACAUGUGCUCUUUAUACAAUUAAAUGCAGAUAUACUAAUUUCAAACACAGGUUUGUAUAGGUAAGCUGCAAACAGUAAUACAGCCUCCAAGAGGUUACAGUAGAUGAGGCAUGGCAUGGCUCAUUCAUACUAGUUGCUCAAGGUCAAUAAAUGCCCAUGCAUAUUGUUCACUAGUUGAUGACAUAGAAGCUGACCUUUAGCAAACAGUAGGGUACAUAAACUAGACAUGGGCACAUUGUGGCCCUCGAGUUUAGAGUACUUGUAAGCACUAAAUAAGGGUAUGGACGUCAUGCAGGAAAUUAACUUUUAUCCAAUAAAUGCAGUUGAAACACUACACUGAGAAACAUUGAAACGAAAUAAUUUAUGCAUUGUGUAGUUGUGGCUUUUGCCAGAACUCCAAAAAAUAAACACUAUGAGUAAAUGCAGGGAAACCUUAAAUUGAGAUUCUACUGUACUAUAUACUUGAGUAUCAGCCAGGUCAGAUCAUAGCAGGCCUAGUAGAAUGAGUAUCACAGUUUAAUCUUAUUCUUUUCCAGAGAAAGAUACAAAAAUAAGUAUAUAUUGUCACAUGUAUUGGUGACUUUAGACAAGGGUUUGGAUUGGUGAAUCAAUUUACUGGAU
Cryptotermes secundus is the source of this 6506-nucleotide messenger RNA. RefSeq lists its product as uncharacterized. The record is from RefSeq and is a predicted model, not a curated record. Gene Ontology annotation, molecular function: RNA binding; pseudouridine synthase activity. The coding region runs from base 12 to 2162 and encodes 716 amino acids. Gene Ontology annotation, biological process: pseudouridine synthesis. The transcript is spliced from 13 exons. Lineage: Eukaryota; Metazoa; Arthropoda; Insecta; Blattodea; Kalotermitidae.